Messenger RNA from Rhipicephalus sanguineus (brown dog tick), 1360 nucleotides. RefSeq lists its product as uncharacterized. The record is from RefSeq and is a predicted model, not a curated record. NCBI's taxonomy places the organism in Eukaryota, Metazoa, Arthropoda, Arachnida, Ixodida, Ixodidae. Bases 92 to 1360 code for a protein of 422 amino acids. The transcript has 3 exons.
AGCAUACGUAGCUCUAGUAUGGGAAACAUCUGUGGGCAUAAUACUAGGUUUCUCACUGUUCCAGGUACAAGAUGACGAGGAAACUUUUAAAAUGGAGAAGUGGGUUGAAGAUACAGCCUCUGACGACGUUGAGCCUGGUUCUCUGGGGGCAGCACUGGCCAAGAUUGUUGCCAAGCUGCUGGAUAAACACAACUGUACCACUGCCCUCUUCAAGGAUGAUGUGCUGUUUUGGAAUUGGGCAAAGGAGGGAUCUGAUGAGCCGAUUCUGCAGGCCAUAGGCACUGCCACACAAGCCAUCACCAGUGAAACAAAGCAUGGCAGGGGCAAAUCAGCACUGUUUAAUGCUGGCCAGGGUGACUGCCUUGCCGAACACCCUUUAGACAAUUUCGCUAACUAUUGGCCUGGCAAGGGUCCACUUGUGGAGCACCCAAUGAGCUUGGAAUCUGGUGAAAUAGCUGGCAGGCCUUUCGUCAGUGGUGGUAAUGACUACCUAGCAAUGGGUGACUUCACAACAAUUCCAGCUGAUGAUAGUGAUGAGUACUGGGGGAGGGGCUUUGACCCGACUCAACAGUUUGACUUUUUAGACUCUGAUGAAGAUGAUAUGAUAACAGCUGAAGAACCUGCAGCAAAAUGCCCCACUCCCUGGCCCACUACCAGUACAAGCAGCCGUUCAGAUUCAUCAGCAACUUGGGCAACCUGCAGCGCACAUUCUUCUUCCAGCUUCCUGGAAAAAAAGACUCAAGUGGAGACGACAGUUACUACUUCUGAACCUGAACAGAACCCUGUUAAGCAGAAGAUAAACACCCCUGGAGACACAUGGCAUCCAACAUGGAUUGAAGAUCUUCUCAGGGCAUGCCCUGAAGCUGAAGUUUCACCAAUUUUUGCAGACAUUAGAUGUAAAAUGCCAAACCCUUCCAAUGCGACAGGAGCACGGCCCAAGGAAAAACGAACUGAUCCUAGCACUGGCAGUGGUGGAUCCUCCGCUGAGAGCAGUGUCAGCCUUUUAGGGAACACACACAGGAGCUCUUCACGACGAGCAGAAUUCCCUUCUGUUCGCAUAAGAUCGCAGGAUGAACUUGCUGCUGCUGAAUGGCCAUGGAAGCUCAGUAGCAAUGGAGAACUGACUACCGUUGGGCCCUGGUCACCACUUCAGAUUGGAAGCCAGCCCCCUUCACCAGCAGUGCGCAGUGCUUACAUUGAGGCACUUCGGAAGGAGCUUGAGGCAGAAAUUGAUGAACUUCUCUACAAUCUGUAUGAGCUAGCACAGCCUUGGGUACUCAGCUUCUCUGCUUGUGUGGCUCAUGUACUAGUCAUACAGUGUCGCUCUGCAAACGAUAAUGCAUGCCUUAAUAUUACUUAG